Messenger RNA from Papilio machaon (common yellow swallowtail), 4814 nucleotides. Its product is annotated as ras-responsive element-binding protein 1. Gene Ontology annotation, cellular component: nucleus. The transcript is spliced from 6 exons. Gene Ontology annotation, molecular function: RNA polymerase II cis-regulatory region sequence-specific DNA binding; DNA-binding transcription activator activity, RNA polymerase II-specific. NCBI's taxonomy places the organism in Eukaryota, Metazoa, Arthropoda, Insecta, Lepidoptera, Papilionidae. Gene Ontology annotation, biological process: regulation of transcription by RNA polymerase II. The coding region runs from base 468 to 4388 and encodes 1306 amino acids. The record is from RefSeq and is a predicted model, not a curated record.
AUCCACCUGAACUCGUCUGGACAAUCUAUGGCAGCACGAACAAACCGGCGCCGUCUCGCUCGCUCGCGACGCGCGCAAGAUGCGCUCUCUCAUUCUCCCCGCGCGCCCGGUUGCCGCGCCGCUCUCAGCCAAUCGGCGGCCAUCUUGUGCUCCCCCGAGAGCAAGCGACAGUGCGUACUCUCAUCACAAUCACAAGGAGACGACAUCUCGCCGCGCGAGGUUGUCGUUCCUGCGCAAGAUGCGCUCAGCUCACACAAGCGCGCGACUUAUUUAAUAUCAAAAAGUGCCUUUCGUACUCUUUUGUGUUUUCGUAAGACUGACAAACAGUGCUCAAUAAAGUUAACCUGUGCAGUGAGAGACUGGAGAAGAAUUCGUGCAAAAUUGGACUUUUCGUUGAAAAUUUGAACGGGCUGAUAUCGCGAAAAUUAUCCACGAUUGGGCGCAGACGCGGUCGCACGUCGCGGGCAAUGCAGGGUGCUGCCAACGCGCCCGCGCCCCCCGCGGCCGAGCCGCCUGCCUCCCAGCAAAUCAAAACAGAAGUCAUUAGUGAGGCGAAAGUCAAAACUGAAGAACUACAGAGCGACAAAAUGAAGUUAGAGAGUGAUACGCGCGCGACGCGCACCACCAGCAUUGACAGCGACAACAGAUCUGAUCGCAGUGAAGAGGAGGAUUCCAGAAAGUGCAGGAAGAGAGCAGCGUCCACAUCCCCCUCGCCAAUACCCUUGGAUAAAAGAACAACGCUAUAUGAGUGCCCUAAAUGCCUACAGCGGUUUGACUCCGCCAACGCUUUCGAUAUACAUCGCUUCACAGCUCACGGCGAUGAAGUUAGAACUGGUUACGACGAUAUUACUCUAGUUGACUUCUCAAACAAGAAAUUCCCGGAAAUAUCACGAGGAAUGUGCGAGCGUAACACUCACGUGGCUAUGCAGGAGCAACGCAAGAAAUGCGACUUGUGCUCGCGGGAUUUCCCAUGUAGCCAGUCUUUGGACAUCCAUAGAAAAACUUGUACCAAUUCAACCAGACUUACGAGUCCAGAGCGUGAGCGGAGGGAUUUCUUCGCUAACUUAGACCUUAGAAAUAGGUCUUUCGGUAUUCCUGGCACCUUAACGCCGCCAAUGGAGAGAUUCACUACUAAAUUCGAGGACAGUCAUAUUGGCGGAAACGGCAUAAGGCAUAUUGAUGCCGCCAGAGACUUGGCAGAUAUACAGUCGAUCUUAAAUGUGACGUCCGCCGGGAGUCUUCUUGAAAGGCUGACUGGAACUCGAGUUGCUUUAGAAAGCGCUGCCCUGACUCCACCUGACACAAUUGUAAAGGAACGUGAACAGGAAGAAACUCAAGAUAAUUUUGCAGCUGAAUUCAGAAGAAUGAAGCUUCGUGGUGAAUUCCCCUGCCGACUGUGUCCAGCGAAGUUUCCCAAUCUUCGAGCGUUGAAAGGACAUAACAGAGUGCAUCUUAGCGGAACCGGUCCCGGGCCUUACCAGUGUAACAUGUGUCCUCAUGCAUCUUUAGACAAAGCAGCUUUGGUUCGUCACAUGCGAACUCAUAAUGGCGAUCGUCCUUACGAAUGUGCCGUGUGCAAUUAUGCGUUUACUACCAAAGCUAACUGUGAACGCCACUUACGUAAUCGCCACGCCAAAGUAACCAGGGAAGACGUCAAGCGCUCUAUUAUUUACCAUCCAUCUGAGGACCCAAAUAAUGAUGAAGUGAAUUCAAAGUUGGCUCGAGAUGAAGUCAAAAGAUCUCUCGCUUUUCACACACCUGAAAUUGAACGGCGUAACGAACCCACCGGUCGCGAUACACCGUUGACUCACUAUACGCCAACAUUUAUAACUGAAAGGCAUCCAGUUACUGCAUUAACUACCAAAACGUUGCCAGAAACUUCAACUUUGACUCCCAAGGAACCUGAGCAGACUCUUCCUAGAAUUAAAGUGAAAGGAAUCGGACAAUUGACGCAAAUACCGGAAUUCAGACCACCUGAGCUAACAUUUAAUUCAAACGACACUCCACCUGAACCUUACGAUGAUGACGCUCCCGUCGAUCUCAGUACAAGCGACAAUAACAGCUGCGAUGUUCUUGAUCUCAGUAAAAAGAAACGCGAAGUGGAUGAUGAACCUAAAGGCGUUCCACGAAAUCCUUUUGAGACAAACCCCGCUACAACUGCAGCUUCGGUAGCUGCUACGGCAUUAGAAAAAACGAGGUUCCUCUUAGCUCAGCAAAGACUUUUCGAGUCUUCUUUACCAAAAAUUGACCCAUAUUAUGCGAAUCAGUUUUCGCAGCUAUAUGCCGGCGCUGUCUCCGGUCUUCCGGGUUUGACAAUUCCACCUUCAGCCUUUCCUAUCAAUCCUUACUUUCUUCAGACUUCGUUUUUUCCUCACCCAACUGAUUCACAAGAACUUGCCGAAAUAAAGCAGCGUAUACAAAAAGAAAUUAUUCGUGGGCUUAGUAUGUCAGGGGGAAGAUUGGUCACUGAACCCGAGACUCAGCCGAAGCAAGAACCUGAAGAGGAAGACCUUAAACCGCUGUCUCAAGCUACCUCCCCCACCCCACCUCCUCGUCCUGAAUCUCCACGCCCUUUAAGCAACAAUGUCGUACCUCAAAGCGAUUCAGUUAAGAUGGUCAUUAAGAACGGUAUUCUAAUGCCAAAGCAGAAGCAAAGACGCUAUCGCACCGAAAGGCCAUUCUCGUGUUCGCAAUGUUCAGCUCGGUUCACUUUACGUUCGAACAUGGAACGUCACGUGAAACAACAACAUCCCCAGCAUUGGAGCGUACGUAGACCGACGCCAAGAGCUCCACCGCCGUAUCCGACGCCGGAUAACAUAGCUGAUAGAGUGAAGUUCGCACUUUUAGCGAGACAUUUGGAAAGGCCGCUGCAGCAAAAUGAUCGCUCCCCUAUUCGUAGAGACUCUGACGAAGUGGCCGAUAAUGAGGAGGACGAAGACGACACUUUGGUAAUUGACGAGGAACCAGAAACUGACAUCAAACCUCUAGAUCAUACAGCCGCACAUAAAGCAGCUGCAGAAAUUCUAAUGGCCACGCGUCAACAAGAAAUGGCUAAAGAUUUCGAUCUUAAGAUAGCAGGAAAUUUAAUUAACAAACCCAUCCCAAUUGUUACUGAUAAAGCUGAAACUGGGACAGAUCCUAUCCAAGAUUCUGAAUCCAUACCUGUUGUUCCAACCCGUAGUGAUGAGGAGGAAGACGAAGAAGGCCUGGUCGCUUCAACUAGCGAAGGCAAUAAUUCUGGAAGCGAUGAAAACAAAUCGGAAUCAGACACCGGUACUCUUCCUCCUAAGAAGAAAUCCGCAUACAGUCUAGCUCCAAAUCGAGUAUCAUGUCCCUACUGCCACCGCAAGUUCCCCUGGUCAUCGUCUCUCCGUCGACACGUUCUCACCCAUACGGGACAGAAACCUUUCAAAUGUCCUCACUGUCCUUUGCUCUUCACCACGAAAUCCAACUGCGAUCGUCACUUACUGCGUAAACAUGGCGGCUCUGCUAGAGCUAUACUCGCUGAACCAAUCACAGACUCAGUUUCUCCACCACAAACUACUGAUACUAGAACUGUGCCAGAAAGACCAUUCAAAUGCGCAUCAUGUCCAGCCAGUACCUUUUCUUCUAUGGAAACUCUGAAGAAACAUAUGUCGUCUCGCCACGGAACUGGCGAUUCCCAACCGGGCUCUCCGAAUCCUGAAGGGAACGAGGAACUAGUAGACGGCCUGGUGUUCAAGUGUCAUUUAUGUGAAGGAUCUUUUAGCGAUAGGAGUGGUGCUUUGGGACAUUUGGCAGCGAAUCAUUCCGCGGAGUACGAACAGUUGGUCAGCAAAGGGGCGCUAGAUGGCAACAGUGACCGCAGCGAAAGCGCCGAUGAUGACGAAAGGGGAAAAUUUCCUGACCACGCCAAUAGAAAGGUUGUAUGCGCAUUCUGCAUCCGUCGCUUCUGGUCGGCUGAGGAUCUGCGCCGUCACAUGCGCACGCACUCGGGCGAGCGGCCAUUCGCGUGCGAUCUCUGCCGGCGGCGGUUCACACUCAAACACAGCAUGCUCAGACAUCGCAAGAAGCACCGAGAAGAACUCACAGAUGAUGAGGAAACCACACCACCUAAUACACCGUUAGAAAACGCUAAUACUAACGGAUAUCGCUACCAAGAUGAUGAAGGUUCAGGCGGCGAAGUGCCGAGCAACGUCAACAACAACAACUCACCGCCAUCUGUCCCCUACGACAAGAAACUCAAGCUGCAGAUGACGUCACGCAAGUACUCCUCCGAUGCAGAAAACGAUCCAGAAAAUGGCGGCGAUUUGAUCGGAAAACUGCUCGGCAUACAAGACAAGACUAUCAUCAACAAACUCCUCUCUUCAGCGGAUGAAGCGGCCAAGUUCCUCGGUGUCAACAAAUGAGAGUACGCCUUAGUCCUCGUGACGCCCGCCAGACUCAUCCUGGCCCCGCGGGGACUAAAAGUACUAAACCGAACCAAACAACCUACAGCGCCAUCUAUCAACGAGUAGAUAAAGUUUGUCUGCGAUGAAAUAGUGAUGUCCGAAAAUCGCUGUUCUUAUCGAUUGAUUACUUAAUGCUAUAAAAUAUUUAAAUUAAUAUUUCUAUUAUUGCUUAAUAAGAUGUAAAAAUUAUGCAAUAUGUCGAUGGUCAAAGAACAUCUCUAGCCUUUAGCUGCCUUAUAUAAUAGUAACCGUCCUUUUCUGCCUUAAAUUGUACAUUUUUAUAUGUGGGUGACGACAACGAAAGAUAAAUUUAGUGCCAGUUUUUAUUUUAAAAGUACAUUAAUUCUUACUGUGUCGUAUUUUGAUGUAAUUUAGGUUAGGAUU